AUGCGUCCAAAAAGCGUGCUUGAUACGACAAAGAAUGAAAUAUCCUGGGACGGUGCAUCACUGAAUGCUUUAGAAUCGUUCCCUUCUGGGAUUCCUACAUUCUAUGACGGGGAUCUCAUCCAAAGGAACCUACGGCUCUUCAAGACCGCCCUGAGCAAAGGGAAAUCAUGGCAGUCCCUAAACACGAAGAGGGAGUUGGUCUGCGUGUACUGGAGAAAAGUCAUCGAGAAGUACUCUGCUCAACAACUGUCUGAGGAGGGAGACACGCUACUUGCUUUGUCUGUUAUUGCAAAGAAGACGAUCAGUAUCAUCGGAGAUGAGUUAGUCUUUGGCAUGCGGAAGUCGUUCCUAUGGCGAGAGCUUCUCUGGUGGGUGAAGGAUCCGGACAACACCAUAACCGGCGAGAUCUACAGUUCGGUCAGCUGGCUUUGGAUAUCUCUUCAUGGUGCUAUCUCGUUUGAACUAGCGGAUGAUUUAGAAGACUGCAUCAUCGACCCAUGCAUUGAGGUUUUAGACGUCAAUAUCUGGUCGAUUGAUUCGGAGGACUCGUCUGAGCCAGAUUCGCCAUCCUACGAUGAGGCAACAAGAAGUGCCGCGCCUCACAUUAGGGAGUUGACGCUUAAGGAUAGACUGAUACCGCUGCUGCCUUAUUUAGCAAGGCUAAGUGAUGAUGGCAACCAAACAUCAUCUCCCAUAGUGCUCUCAAAGUGGCGAGAGGAUAUCGAGGGUAUUGACGUUGAGGAGUGA
This is a messenger RNA of Clonostachys solani, 747 nucleotides long. The record is from the annotation of a GenBank genome assembly. NCBI's taxonomy places the organism in Eukaryota, Fungi, Ascomycota, Sordariomycetes, Hypocreales, Bionectriaceae.